UGAAGAAAGCGAAAAAUGGUGAAAAUAUUGAACGGAAAAGGCCUGAAAUUUCCUCCACAAACUCUAUCCUCAAUAUAUUCAAAAAAGAAACCGAUAAAUAUCUUAAUAGCAAUAAAAGCCAAGAAAUACUCAAUUAUGCUACUCCCGACGGAGAUGAAAGCAACAUUAUUAGAAGGUCUUUGAAAACAAUUAAUGAAAAAGAUUUAGACCAACAAAAAUUAGAAAAAUUACAGGCUAAUUUCCAUAAAACUACUACUUCAGCAACCAACUCCCCGAAACCUGAUUAUGCUCCUUAUUUAAUUGGGGGAGGAGCAGUUGUCGCCAUUUUAGCAAUCUUCUGA
Messenger RNA from Ambispora leptoticha, 341 nucleotides. The record is from the annotation of a GenBank genome assembly. Lineage: Eukaryota; Fungi; Glomeromycota; Glomeromycetes; Archaeosporales; Ambisporaceae.